This is a messenger RNA of Gymnodraco acuticeps, 971 nucleotides long. It is a transcript of the gene dtd2, whose product is annotated as D-aminoacyl-tRNA deacylase 2. The record is from RefSeq and is a predicted model, not a curated record. Gene Ontology annotation, molecular function: D-tyrosyl-tRNA(Tyr) deacylase activity. The transcript has 4 exons. Bases 14 to 703 code for a protein of 229 amino acids. Gene Ontology annotation, biological process: tRNA metabolic process. NCBI's taxonomy places the organism in Eukaryota, Metazoa, Chordata, Actinopteri, Perciformes, Bathydraconidae. Gene Ontology annotation, cellular component: cytoplasm.
AAACAGAAGACUAAUGAUGACACUGGAUGCUGUACCUGCGGUGGUGGAUUUGCCGACGCCACCUUUCCCUGAAGCCACCACGACGACCUGCUUGACCCCCGUGAUGGGCUUCUGUUUGGGGAGACCUUUCGCCAUCUGCUGCUUCUGCCUCUCCUGUAACGCCUUACUGUCCACCGCCCGCUGGGAGAGACACACACAGGUACACGAGAUGACGGAGGCACGCGCUGUUUCUGCUUCUGGAGGUCUCGCGCUGCUGCAGCAGUGUCUGCGGGCAAAACUGCAGGUGAAACCAGAAGAGGAGCAAGAAGAGGCUCAGUUUGUCCAGAUCGACAGAGGAAUGGUGAUCUACAUCUGCUUCUUUAAAGGAGCCACAGACGACAUCCUGCCCAAAAUGAUGUCCUCCCUCCUGAAUCUGCGUCUGUGUGAGUCCGUCUCGGGAAAGAUGGUGUCGGUGCUGGAUCUCCCCGGCAGUGUGCUGAUCGUCCCUCAGGCCACGCUGGGAGGAAAGGUCAAAGGUCGAGCCAUGCAGUACCACAACAACAUCGGCAAAGAGGACGGGAAGCGACUGUACGACGCCUUCGUGUCUCUGUGUGAGAAGGAAGUGACUUCAGAGGAAGUGACGGUGAAACACGGGACGUACGGAAACAGACAAGUGCUGAACAUGGACACAAACGGACCGUACACUCACCUGAUGGAGUUCUGAGGAAAUGAAGCUUUGAUUGUGACAUUUAGAGCCUUAGUUAGUGUCUGAGUAUCUACCAACAGGCUGGAACCAGUGGAUGAGACUAUAUGGGUCGAGAGCGGCACAAUAACUUGAUCAUCAGAAAAAAAAAGUGCUACUAUUUUGUAUAUUGAGUGAUGCAGUUGAUGCAGAAAAAUUGCAUAAAAUGCGGUUUUCUGCCUCAAAUAUGGACUUUCCCUGCUUGUCUCUGUUUGAUGUUAUAGUAAAAAUGAUUAUGUAAUGACUUGGA